Aureobasidium musti is the source of this 1512-nucleotide messenger RNA. The record is from the annotation of a GenBank genome assembly. NCBI's taxonomy places the organism in Eukaryota, Fungi, Ascomycota, Dothideomycetes, Dothideales, Saccotheciaceae.
AUGAAAGAUCCCCCAAUUGCUUCUUCGCCAGAAAACGCUUCCGUGCUCCGGCCAGACUUUCACUGGGGAUUCGCAACAGCAGCUGCUCAAGUUGAAGGAGCAUGGAAUGCCGACGGUAAAGGCGAAUCUAUCUGGGACAAGUUCUCACGUAUUCCCGGCAAGAUCAUUGAUGGUAGCACCAAUGCCGAUGCUACUCGUGCCUAUGAUCUUUACAAGGCAGAUGUCCAGCUGCUCAAGAAACUGGGCGUCAAUUCCUACCGUUUCAGUCUUGCUUGGAGCCGUAUCAUUCCUCUUGGUGGUAAAGACGACCCUGUGAACGAAGCUGGACUCAACUACUACAGCAACCUUGUUGAUGAACUACUGGCCAACGACAUCACUUCGUUCGUCACUCUGUUCCACUGGGACACUCCUCAAGCACUCGAAGACCGCUAUGGUGGUAUGCUCGAUCAAGCCCGGUAUAUAGCUGACUUCGAACGUUAUGCACGCGUCUGCUUCACUGCUCUAGGUGAUCGCGUCAAGCACUGGAUCACCUACAACGAGCCCGGUGUCUACACUCUGGCCGGCUAUGCUGCGGGCGUUCAUGCUCCUGGGCGCUCAUCCCUACCCGGUCGUGAUGAUCCUGGAGAUAGCAGUACCGAGCCUUUCAUUGUUGCGCACACCGAGCUGGUCAGUCACGCUCAUGCGGUCAAGAUCUACCGUGAGGAAUUCAAGCCUACACAGAAAGGUGUCAUUGGCAUAACCCUUCACGGCAACUUUAGCGCACCCUGGGACGAGGAUGACCCGAAGGAUGUCGAAGCCGCCGAGCGAGCCUUACAAUUCGAGAUUGGUUGGUUUGCUGAUCCCGUGUAUGGUUCUGGCGACUACCCAGCUUGUAUGCGAGAGCAACUCGGAGAUCGUCUUCCCCACUUUACACCUGAGGAGAAAGCGCUAGUCCAAGGCUCGUCUGACUUCUAUGGCAUGAACAGUUACACCACAUUAUAUGUGCGCCACCGCGACCAACCAGCAGAUAUCAAUGACCACAAGGGUAACAUAACCUCGCACGACACCAACAAAGCCGGCGUCUCUCGUGGUGCAGAAAGUGCAACAGCAUGGCUAAGAAGCAAUCCAGCAGGCUUUUUGAGUCUGUUGCAUUGGAUCUGGAAUCGUUACCACACGCCCAUUUACAUCACCGAAAACGGCACCACUGCGAAGGGCGAAGAGGAUUGGGAUCCCACUUCCGGCUUCUGGCUAGACGAUACUUUCCGUCAGGACUUCUUUGAGGGGUACAUAGGUGCUGUAGCUGAUGCCGUUCGCAAUGGAGUCGACAUCAGAAGCUAUUUUGCCUGGACGUUCACAGACAAUUGGGAGUGGGCUGCUGGAUUUACUGAUCGGUUUGGUGGUUCGUGGGUUGACUUUGAGAGCUCGGAGAAGACGAGGUAUCCGAAGAAAUCUGCCUUCGAGUUGGGCAGGAUUUUCGAGCAUUUGAUUCGCAAAGAGGCAGGAGUCGAGGCUAGGUGGUGCAGCGUUCAAUAA